UGUUUUUAUUUCCAACAGUUCAUUCGUUUAUACAAACCGUGCCUCCAAAAACAGAGUCAAGCCUACACGCACGUUAUUCUGCAGUGCGCGUUUACAUCAGGCCUUACGGUAAGAGUGUGUAGGAACCGACUUCAAAAUAAGAGCCGUGUUCCAGUAUCAAAUGACUUUACCAAAUGACAAAUUAUACAUAACAACGCUUAUGAUGAUUGGAAAAUAUAACAAUGAAUGAUACAUUCAGACGGACCAGUAGGACUUUAAAAUGAUAGUAAACUACAUCACAUUCAGAAGCUUCAAAUUACACUUGUCAUUGAUGGCGGAAUAUCCGAAGAAAGACAUUUUUCAGGAGUGCGAUUCUGAAGGGCUUUUAUUUUGAAAAAUCCAACCUGACACAUACUUACUCGAAUCCCUUUAUUGUGACACUCAGGCGAGUUUGUGGAGCAGUUUAAAAGCGGAAGUAAAAGGAAAACGAGUUUCACUUCUGUUUGGGUGAAGCUGGAGCGGUGGCAGUGAGUUUACACUGGUCGAAGGAUGAGGAACAAGAGUCUAUCUCGAAGGUGAAGUAUGUCCAGCUGUCAGCUCCCCAUGGCGGUCAGCGACUCCAGCCUGGAGGGCUGGACGCCGAUCGCCUCCGGGGGUUUCGGGCAGGUCUUCAAAGCCAGGCACCGAGGGUGGUGCUGCGACGUCGCCGUCAAGCUGCUUCACCACACCGACCGGAGCAGCGAGUCCGCUCUGCUGAAGGAGAUCGACAUGACGCGCCAAGGGAGCAGCCCGCACGUGGUCCUGGUCCGAGGGGUCUUCAAGGGCCGCCCGCCCGGCGUGGCCUUUAACCGGCUGGGGCUGGUCAUGGAGUUCAUGGAGAGAGGAUCCCUGGCCUCCCUGCAGCACAGCGUGAAGGAGGCCCUGCCCUGGCCGCUGGUCUGCAGACUGGCUCACCAAGUGGCCCUGGGUAUCAACUUCCUGCACAGUCUGUCGCCUGCCCUGCUGCACAUGGACCUGAAGCCCAGCAACGUGCUGCUGGACAGCUCCCUCAACGCCAAGCUCACAGAUUUCGGCCUUGCGCGGCUUAACCACAGCAUCGCACGUUCUUCAACAAAAACUUGCAGCGAGGAAUGUGGGACGAUCCACUACAUGCCGCCGGAGGCUUUCGACUUGCCGUACGAACCGGACAAAGCCUCCGACAUUUACAGUUAUGGAAUCCUCUUGUGGUCCAUUGUCAUGGGGAAACCACCAUAUGGACGAGCUCUGCCCAGCCUGGUGCGCUAUCGCAUCCCGAAGGGGGACCGUCCAUCGCUGCCCGAGUUCAUGCAGCGGGCCGACGGGUGUGACGGGUUCGCCGAGCUGAGGCGGCUGAUGGAGCGCUGCUGGGACCACGCGCACGAGAAAAGACCCUCCGCCCUUGAGUGCGCAACCGAGGCAGAAAAACUGUACGAGAUGCACAAAAAGGGCAUCCACGACGUCCUCCACGGCCUGCAGAGGAAACUGGAUAAGGAAAAGGAAGACGAAAUGGUGCAGCAGUUUGAGAGGGUUCACGUCUCUCAGUUUUCAGGGAGCGGACGAGGGGAAGCCAAGAGUCACGUUACCGUGCCAACCGGUCGCCCACCAAUCCAGGAAAUGGAUGGCAGUAGGGCAGCGAAUCAGAAAGACAGCGAUCUGCCUUCCUCUCGGCGUCCGAGCGUUUGUUACGGUGACGUGAGCCGGCAGCCGACGGACGACAAGGUGAAAAAGUCCUCCGUCUGCCCCAUUCGGUCCCCCCCGCCGUCCCCUUCCGCCCGGAGGCCCGCUGGGGGAGGAACAGAAAAGGCCCCCCCGCGGGGCUCGGAGCGAGAGCGGCCUUCAAAGUACCAGCGUCAGUUGUCCAGCCCCGCCGGGUCCUCGCGCCCGCAGGCCGCGCCGCGCGUACUCGAGAUCCGCUUCAGCGACGUGGUGGGGCUGCAGUACGGCGACAACAACAGCAUGAGCAUCCAAGCCGCGCUCCCCCGAGAGAGGAGGCGGCACCCGACGGCGCCGCCGGGAGUCGACCACCCGCCGCAGCGCCGAGGGAGCCGCCGGGACAAGGCGGGACGGCCGCCGCCACUUUGAGUUCUCGGAUUCCCGCGAAAGCGCUCUCGACGCUUGGGUCGUACUUUCUUGCACAACAGGAAGUAUGAAGCAGUAGCUUCAUUUUCAAACCAAUAUUCUCUUCUUUUUGCUUUUCAAAUACGGGAAGUCCAUAUGAACCAUAUGGUCCAUAUAUGUAUUAACAGUGUAUUUUUCCACUUUUUAAACCAGUAAAAAUGUCACGCCUCUCGGGAGUCACAUGGUCGCAGUGCCAGCUGCAAUCAAGAAGCAAAAAUCGAUGUCAGAAUAUAUGUGUCGUCGUCAUUGUUUUUAUUUUAUAGCCUCAGUGCAACAUUUGACCAACCGUCUGGCGCGGCCAGGCAGGGUGAAUCCUCUGUAUAAUAUAGAUCAAGUCCUGGAUUAACGCAUUACUUUAGUUUCUUUUGUUAUGCGCCUUUUUUUAUUGCAGCUCAGAAUCAAGUUCCGACCCUGAGUACUUCCUGAUGCAUUUACUACCUUUUUAACAGAUAAAAUAAAAAAUGCAGGUGUGUAGGAAUGUUGUUUACGUUGAUGUAACGGUGCUGCCAUGAAAUUUCAGCUUCUUAAAAAACUGCUCAUUAGAAUUUUCUUAAUCUUACAUCAUAAAGGUACUUUACAAAAAUAUGAAGACCCCAAAGAUUGUAUGUGUUGAAAAAACAUAGUUUACAUAUAUUUCGAUUUUUGAAAACAUUUGAACUCAGGUGUGUUUUUUUUUAUUUAUUUUUUUAUGUUCCUUUACAACUACAUUUUCGUUUGAAUCAAUAAAUGCUUUGUGUUAUAUUAAAGGAAAGUAUUCUGAUUUCAGCUUCAAACGUAAAGUUCAAACCACCAUUCAGGUAAACCACUCAUUUCAUUGAUGGACUGUUUCUCUUGUUUUUAAAUAAAUAU
This is a messenger RNA of Pungitius pungitius (ninespine stickleback), 2964 nucleotides long. RefSeq names its product receptor-interacting serine-threonine kinase 3 (gene ripk3). The transcript is spliced from 13 exons. Bases 562 to 2079 code for a protein of 505 amino acids. Gene Ontology annotation, biological process: protein phosphorylation. Gene Ontology annotation, molecular function: JUN kinase kinase kinase activity; ATP binding. The record is from RefSeq and is a predicted model, not a curated record. NCBI's taxonomy places the organism in Eukaryota, Metazoa, Chordata, Actinopteri, Perciformes, Gasterosteidae.